Molecule: messenger RNA, 1447 nt
Organism: Oryza brachyantha (malo sina)
Lineage: Eukaryota; Viridiplantae; Streptophyta; Magnoliopsida; Poales; Poaceae
Product: plant cysteine oxidase 2-like
Exons: 5
Coding region: 223-1059 (278 amino acids)
Molecular function (GO): oxidoreductase activity, acting on single donors with incorporation of molecular oxygen, incorporation of two atoms of oxygen
Source: RefSeq, a predicted model, not a curated record
CCCCCGGUUUCUCCUCGCUGGGUUUCGGUUUCUCUCCCAUUCGCAUGGACGACGCCUCCUCCUCCUUCUCCUUCUCCUUCUCCUUCCUGCUUCUUCUUCAUACGACUAAUAUCUAUCUCCUUUCCAUCCAUCCAUCCUCGACUCCUCCUCCUCCGAUUUUUACACCUACCCGGCCACCCCGAUCCCCCUCCCUCAAGAUCCGAUUUUUCUCUCCUCUUUGUCAUGCCCUUGCAGCUCGGAGGAGGCAAAGGGAGGAUCGACCUGCCCGCCACCGACAAGGACCGCCCCUCGUCCAAGAAGAACCGCCGCCGCCACAAGAAGCCCGCCGCCGCGCCGCCUCCUCCGCCCACGCCCACGCCCACGCCCACGCCCGUGCCCGCGAUGCAGAGCCUGUUCGACACCAGCAAGGAGGUCUUCCGCGAUUCCUUCCCGGGCUUCGUGCCGCCGCCCCAGGCCGUCGCGCGCCUCGCCGCCCUACUCAAUGAUUUGAAACCACAUGAUGUUGAAAUUGAGCCAAGUAUGUCAUGUUUCAAGAAUGUUGAUUCUAAAGGGCCUCCUAGGGUGACAUAUCUUCAUUUUUACGAUUGCCCCAAGUUUUCGUUUGGUAUAUUCUGCUUACCAAAGUCAGCUGUAAUUCCCCUCCACAAUCAUCCCGGGAUGACAGUCUUCUGCAAGAUACUGUUUGGCUCCAUGCACUUGAAGUCCUACGACUGGGCUAAAAGUGCCCCAGAUAGUGAUAGUACUGCACUUGAGACCUCAGAAGGAGCUCGUUUAGCGAAGGUAAACACAGAUGCAGUUUUCGAUGCUUCAGCGGAGACCACAGUUCUAUACCCUGAAAACGGAGGGAAUUUGCACUGUUUUACUGCAAGGACACCUUGCGCUGUGCUUGACGUGAUGGGACCCCCAUACAACCGUGCGGAUGGAAGGGACUGCUCAUACUACGAUGAGUUGCCAUACAUGAGUUCAUCCGGUGGUGAUGCACGGUACGCGUGGCUCAAAGAAAAUCAUAGUACAUUCGAGAUGAAAGGUGUACAGAUGCCACAAAGGUUUAUUGUCUAGAAAUGACACACAAAAUCAUUCUGUGGCAACACCUGCAACCAUUUCCUCUGAAGAAUAUGGUCCUCCUCUAGCUUACUGUAGAUACCUGUAACGGCGAAGACAGGGCAGAUGGUACAAGGGAAGAUGUGGCCACUAAGCAUACAGACUAGCAAACUCUAAGUGACACAGUGUUUGGUUUCUUCUUAUUUUGUCAGGAUUGAAACAAUCUCUUGUGAUUUUUCAGAUGACUGUGCUUCCUCUUAUGUUAUCCUCUGAUAGUGCAAAAUUGGGAUUGGGCGAUACAUUGAACAAGUCUUUGUUUUUUGUGUCAUGAUCAUUUUUUUGGUUUCCCUGUAGAACUGUACACAGGCGUUUUUGGAAAGUGAUCAUGUACCGAAUUCAGACUGUA